UCCUACACCUGUGCCGAGGGGUUGCCAAGCUGGCUGGCGCUAGCAAGAUCAAGAUGCAGCCCACAUAACACCUGUGCAUCCGUGGGAUAUUUGCCUACUUUAUUUGGCAACACUGCACGUUUGCCAGAAGUGUUUGUUGUUGCACCUCUUCAUCAGGUUUGGCGCGACCGUGCGUCUGAGCAGCACCCCUGUUCCUUGUUGUGUUUCGAGCCAGCCUAGCAGCUCAAUCUCAUUUGCAGGCUGAGCCUUACUGCCUAUUGUGCCUUUGAGAUAUGGCCGAGAAGAAAGUAACCUCUAAGGUUGAUGUGACAGUAUGCAUCCCGCUACCCCAGCUGCCAAAGAGAGAGGACACCCUCACAACCACCAGUCAUUCUCUCGUUUCGUCUGACGGUCUCUGGUCGUGGACAUUAGAAUUAGAAGCCUUAAAACCAAGUGACGAGUAUCGCAAAUUUCAAUUGAAAGUAUUGUGUUCUGCUCACGAUCAGAAGAGUCCAUCAUCAAAAAGAAUAAUUUCUUGGGGUGGACGCCUUGAGUGUAUGUUCCGACAUAGCUCUGUCUCUAAACUGGCGAAUAUUGGUCGAUACCUUGAUACGCCUUAUGAAUUUUUUACCAAAAAAUAUGCACUCCCGUAUCCCACAGAGAUUAAAUUUGAGAUUAAUCUGUCAGCAAUUGUCAUGCAAAAGUCAAGUGAACCAAAACGUGCACCGAGCGGUGUUAGCCUGCUAACCAAGAGUCUGGGCUCACUCCUUGAGUCUGGUAUAAUGUCAGAUGUACAGCUUUGCACCGAGGGAGAAGAGAUUCCUGCCCAUUGCAGCAUCCUGGCUGCUCGCAGCGAUUUCUUCAAAACAAUGUUUAAACCUGAAUGGAACCGUGGAGUUGGAAACUCUGUUAAUGUCAAUAUGUCUCCACCCAUUCUGAAGGAAAUGCUCAGGUACAUCUACACUGGGAGUCUGGG
Messenger RNA from Frankliniella occidentalis (western flower thrips), 955 nucleotides. RefSeq names its product speckle-type POZ protein B-like. The record is from RefSeq and is a predicted model, not a curated record. Gene Ontology annotation, cellular component: cytoplasm. Gene Ontology annotation, molecular function: ubiquitin protein ligase binding. Gene Ontology annotation, biological process: proteasome-mediated ubiquitin-dependent protein catabolic process; regulation of proteolysis. NCBI's taxonomy places the organism in Eukaryota, Metazoa, Arthropoda, Insecta, Thysanoptera, Thripidae.